UCGGAGGACGUCGCGUAUAUUUUAGUGAAAAUAAGGUUAUAGCUCCUUGUUUACCUUCGUUUGUGUUUUAACAACGAUUUGCGAGUUAUUAAUCUUUCAAGUUCAAACUUUAACGAACUCCGCCUCUGCACGGGGAGGGGGAGCUGUUGAACACCAGCUCUUUUUUAUUUAUUAGCUAUCAUGUGUGAUGGAGGCUCUCGAUGGUGCUUCUUCAAGAAGAGAAGUGUGCAUCAAGUGGAUCUGGAGAUGACAACAGAUGAACCGCAGGCAGAAGCAGGAGCUUGUGUAUAACAAGGAUUCUACACAACGAUCAGGAUGAUUUCCUGUCACGAUUAUGGAUUUAAUUCGCUAUCAUAAUUGUAUAUUACUUGCAUGCAUAAUUUUAAUUUCUUCACUGUUUGUGAGAGCUGGUGCAUCUCCUGAAUGGCAGCGUUCAGCAGUGGACCAGUGCUCUCCAAACCCAUGCCAAAACAGUGCAAUAUGCAGGAUCCACGGAGACGGCUACUUGUGCUUCUGUGUGCCGGGGUUUCAAGGUGCUCAGUGUCAGAUCGAUGUGAAUGAGUGUGCUUCACAGCCCUGCAGGAACAGAGCUACCUGUGUGGACAGAGUGGGCCGGUUCUCCUGUCUGUGUUAUCCUGGGUUCACUGGGGCCAUUUGUGAGGUCCAGAUUGAUGAGUGUCAAUCACAGCCAUGUCUCAAUGGCGGUAGUUGCCACCACUACGCUGGGGGCUUUACUUGCACCUGCCUUCCCGGUUUCCAAGGACACCAAUGCGAAAUCAACAUUGACGAGUGCCAAGAGCAGCCAUGCCAAAAUGGGGCGCUGUGUAUAGAUGGGGUGAAUGACUACAGCUGUGACUGCUCUCACUCAGCCUUUACUGGCAGACGCUGUGAGACACCACUACCAGCCUGCCUCUCUGACCCCUGUUUCAACAGCGCCACCUGCUGGGACAACCUGGGUACCUACAGCUGUGAAUGCUGGCCAGGGUUUGAAGGGCGUCAGUGUGAUAUUGACAUCAACGAAUGUGGCAGCCACCCCUGCAUGCAUGGAGGCCGCUGCAUUGAGAGGUCAUGGCAGGCUCUGUAUGGCAGCGAGCCUCUGCUGUCCGGACACUAUGACCAGCAGCAUGCUGCAGGCUACAUCUGCAGCUGUCCUUCAGGAACUGCAGGUUCCCUCUGCCAGGAGGUAAUAGACCAGUGUGACCCCAGUCCCUGCCAGAAUGGGGGCAGGUGUGAGAGCCAUGUUGGAGGUUACAUUUGCCAUUGCCAAAAACAGAGUCAUGAUGGCGUCCUCUUUGGAGGUGUAAACUGCGAUGUGAGGAUAGUAGGCUGUGAGGGACAUAACUGUGAGAACCAAGGCUCCUGCUCUCCUUUCCUGUUGGAUGGGUUUAAUGGAUAUACCUGUUCCUGCUCACCUGGUUACACUGGACCUGUAUGUGGGACCCCUACCACCUUCUCCUUUGAGCGCAGAGGCUACCUGCUGCUGCACAGUCCCCUGGUGGAUGCUGUGGUGUCCUGCAACAUUACCCUCAGCUUCAAGACAUCUCUACCAAGUGCGUUGUUGUUCCAGAGGAACAGCAGGGGGCUGCUGCUGAGUCUGGAGCUGCAUGAGGGUCAGCUUCGUCUCACACUCAGGAAGGAGGCCUCUGCUGGGGCUGAAGCAGAAAGCCCAAGCCAGGUCCUGGAGCUUCCUCACAAUGUCACAGAUGGAGAGUGGCAUACUGUAGAAGCAGUGCUGGGGAGCUGGAUGCUCAGUUUGACUCUCUUGGAUGAUAAUGGGAGCUGUGGGAGUCAGUCAUGUCACCAGGUGGCCCCAGUCCAAAGCACCAUGGCCAGGCUGGUGUCACUUCCUCAGAACACUUUUAUUGGAGGAGUGCUUCAGGACCCAAAUGGCCAGGGUGAGGUCUCUCCACUUCCAGCAUUCAUUGGAUGCAUGCGGGAUGUGUUUGUGGACUGGCAGCUCAUUGUCCCAGAGGAAUGGCUGAGCGACUCUGCUGUUAAUGUGUCCCCCGGCUGCAGCCACAGGGACCGCUGCCUAGAUGUGCCUUGCCAAAACGGAGGAGAGUGUGUCAACCUGUGGCAGAGUUAUCAGUGCCGAUGUCCAAGGCCUUAUGAGGGGCAGGACUGUGAGGAGGAACAUGUGACCACACGCUUUGGAAACGAGAACGCUCACAGUUACGCAGCUUUCACUGUCACCGAGGAUCUGGGUGAUGGCCUCUCCAUCUCCCUCUUCCUGCGCACACGGAGGAACAACGGACUCCUACUGGCGCUUGCCAACAGCAGCAGCCAGUACCUGCACAUGCGGCUGGAGGACGGCAAGGUCACAGUUCAGCUUAAUAACUUUGAGAGCUUGAAGGCGACGACUGCGAUCAAUGAUGGGGAAGUCCACUUUGUGAGUGUAGAGUUGGAGGAGGAUCGUAUGGCGCUGUAUGUAGCAGCUCAGAGACAAGGAGAUGUAGAAGUCAGGACGAUCAAGGUCCAAGCCGGAGAUAAUGUGUAUGUAGGAGGUCGGUCUGAGAGUUGGACGACUUCAGCGUUUGGUGGAUAUUUUAAAGGCUGUAUUCAGGACCUAAGGAUCAACGACAGGAGACUGCAGUUUUUUGGGUUGGACACCUCAGUAAGAUCUUAUCCUCUGAAGUUCAUUAGAAAUGUGACAGCUGGAUGCUCAGGGGACAAUGCCUGCAGUAUGAACCCAUGUCUAAACGGUGGGCUGUGCUACUCAAUGUGGGAUGAUUUCACCUGCACCUGCCCUCCAAAGACAGAAGGGCGGCACUGUGAGGAGGUCAGGUGGUGCGAGCUGGCUCCUUGCCCCCCAGACUCAGAGUGCAGGAUGCUUAACCAGGGAUAUGAAUGCUACUCCAAUGCUACUUUCCUGAAUGAAAGCACUGUGUUGUCCUACCGGGGAAAUGGUCACAUAUCCCGCAAUAUAACAAACCUCUUCCUAAACCUACGCACACGGAAGCGUAACACGGCUAUUCUCCACGCAGAGAAGGGCUCAUCUUUCUUCACACUGUCCAUCCAGGGUGGUUUCCUCUUCAUGGAGCUUCAGAGCACCAGUGGAGAGAACAGAGAAGAGGUGGAGGUAGGGCAGGCUGUGACUACGGUCAGUCUCAGCAGCAGGACGAGUGUCAGUGAUGGAGAGUGGCACAGCAUUCACCUGUUCAUGGCAGAGCCGUGGGCACAGUCUACCCGCUGGACUCUGGUGCUGGAUGAAGGAAUAGAGGAAGCCAGCACUUCCAGGAUGCAGGGAGGCAACCUGGACUUCCUCAGGCAGGGGGUGGACAUCUUCUUAGGGGGCCUGGCCCCUGAUGCUGGGUGGUCCCUAGUUGGGUGCCUGGGCACAGUAGAGCUCGCGGGCAUUGCCCUGCCUUUCUUCAGCUCCUCUGAUGUGAACUUCCCACGCCUACAGGAGGAGCAGUUCACUCGGACAUCCUUGCUGUCUCCACUCCUCGGCUGCAGCGGGGCCCCGGUAUGUGAGCCCAACCCCUGCCUGAAUGAAGGGGAGUGUCAGGACCUUUUCAACACUUUCAACUGCAGUUGUGCCAGGGGCUGGGCUGGGAGGCACUGCAGCUUCUUCACUGACACAUGUGCUUCCAGUCCCUGCAUCCACGGCAACUGCAGUGUCAACGGGCUGACCUACGAGUGCACCUGUGAGUCUGGCUACGCAGGCGUGGACUGUGAGGAGGAGGUGGAUAUGUGUGAGAACCACCUGUGUGCCCAUGGAGGUACCUGCCUGCAGGGAGCAGACAGAUACGCCUGCCUCUGCCCUGAGAACUACACUGGAUCCCUUUGCAAUGAUCGCAUUGAAGAGAUUCCGUGGUACAUUGCUGUCAGAAAAGUACGGCCUAAGCUGCCUGUUUCUGUGUGUGGAGAUGACACCAGGAACUACACCUGCUUCAAUGGAGGCAACUGCACUGAGCGAGAGCUGACCUGUGACUGUCCAUCCGGUUUCACUGGACUCCGGUGUGAGCAGGAGGUGGAUGAGUGCAUGUCCAACCCCUGUUUGAACGGAGGCUACUGCCGCAACCUCAUCAACAAGUUUGUCUGCGUGUGUGACAUGAGCUUCGCUGGAGAUACAUGCCAGACGGACUUGACCUCUUCGGGUUUGACCUCUGACCUCUUACUGUCCAUCAGUCUGGUGUCCGUCGUCCUGCUGCUGAUUCUCAUCCUCACCUCCGUCAGCCUGGUGGUGGCGCUAAAUCGCCGCGCCACCCACGGCACCUACAGCCCCAGCCGGCAGGAGAAGGAAGGGUCCCGGGUGGAGAUGUGGAGCAUCACCCAGCCGCCACCUAUGGAGAGACUCAUAUGAAAGGCAGGCAGGGAAUGUUUGACAUGCCCGGUGAUAAUGUGGUGAUUUAUAACUUAAAGGAAUGCGUCACACAUGCAAUUAUAAUUUGUGUAUCAAUUACUCCCCCUGUGUUUCCUGUAAUUCUUGAAGAAAACGUUGGUGUUUUGCUUUCACUGUAGAAGAAGACUCAUCAAACAGAAAAUGAUGAUGUAUCAAGGUAACCCCGGAUGAGUAAUACAUGUUCUUUUGUUGAAGUAUCCUUUAAAGAAUAUUUGCAUAUGAUGAUGCCUGGAUAUAACCUUGGUCUUCCCCUCACUUUACCUCCCAUUUAAACUACUGCUGAUUUUCUUCACAUGCUGGAAGACUAUGAGAUUGUGUGUCUUUGUGGAAUGGUACAUCCUAGUGUUUCAUCCAUCUUCCUAGGAUGAUUUGCACCUGGCUUCACCACCCGGCAGUUCAUCCAUCUAAAUGCAAAGAUUUGAGUUGAAAUCGAGUCUGUCAUACCUGUGCGUCUGAUCCAUAUUUUUGUUUACACACAAACAUGGGCCUCAUCUGGAAACAAGCAGAAAGAGAUAGACAGUUCCUCAUUAGAGGAUAAGUAUGGUUUUAUUCCAUGUUCGUUAACACUUAGAUUAAUGAUAAUCUAAGUGUUAGUCUAUCUCUUUAAACCCAUUGGUUCCUACUGAAGACAUUCAUCUUUAAGACAAAGAAAAGACUGUAAUUCCCUUAAACAGCAAGGCACUGUAUUGUUUUAUCAAGUGUUGCAGGACUAAAUAAUACAUCUCUUAGGGUCUGUUUUAUCCCCUGGUUAAUAAGCAUUUGCUAUUCAAGUCCAUAUUCACUUAAGCAAGACAGUGUAUGUGGAAUCGACUCAAUUGAGUGUUUAGGGUCUUUUCACGGUAGUUGCUGACAGUAAGAAACAUAUACAGUAGCACCAUACUUAUCCUUAAAACUCAUGAACUUCCACCGAUGUGUCUUCAUUAUUGCAUAAAAGCAUUCAAAAUCAGUAAGUAUUAUAUAUCUAAAUACUAUUUCUUGUAGCCAGUUUUUAUUUUAUUUUGAGAGUAUAUUCAACUUGAAUUACUUUCACCGCUCACUGACAGAGUAAUGUACUUUAAAAGUCAGGUAUUAAGUCACACUAGCUGAGAGUAGUUUCUUAAUUUCCUCUAGGUUGACUUGUAUGUUAUUAGAAACAAGAACUGUUAGCUGUAGUGUCAUUUGAAUUGUACCAUAAUUGUGAUGAUUUUUGUUUAUCAUGUUUGAAACUGUGAAUUUCAUUUCUACCUUUAAUUGUUGGAAGCUAUACAAAAAAUGUGCUGCUUAAUUAAAGUUAAUUUAUAUUUUGUCGACACAAUGUUAUAUCUUUUUGCGUGUUGCUAACUGUACUGCUGAUAGAGAGCAUUAGCAUUUUCUUUCUUUGUUUGCCAUAAUAAAUAA
This is a messenger RNA of Eleginops maclovinus (Patagonian blennie), 5722 nucleotides long. RefSeq names its product crumbs cell polarity complex component 1 (gene crb1). The coding region runs from base 335 to 4306 and encodes 1323 amino acids. The transcript has 13 exons. NCBI's taxonomy places the organism in Eukaryota, Metazoa, Chordata, Actinopteri, Perciformes, Eleginopidae. The record is from RefSeq and is a predicted model, not a curated record. Gene Ontology annotation, molecular function: calcium ion binding.